Spodoptera litura is the source of this 2089-nucleotide messenger RNA. RefSeq names its product ecdysone oxidase-like. The record is from RefSeq and is a predicted model, not a curated record. Gene Ontology annotation, molecular function: flavin adenine dinucleotide binding; oxidoreductase activity, acting on CH-OH group of donors. Lineage: Eukaryota; Metazoa; Arthropoda; Insecta; Lepidoptera; Noctuidae.
UAAAUUUGACUUCAUAAUAGCUGGAGGUGGAACAGCCGGAUGUGUACUGGCAAACAGACUGGUGAGAGCGAAUCAUCGAGUGCUGAUGCUGGAAGCUGGAGAUGUGCAAACUUAUGAUUCAUUUUUACCAGGUACUGUAGUGUACUUGCCAAAAACUGAUGGAGCUUGGAACUAUUUAGCUCAACCAGAUGGUUAUACGGAUAGAUGCCACAAACAACGGGCCAUGUUUACACCUAUUGGAAAGAUGCUCGGAGGAUCCAGUUCUGUUAACUUCAUGAUUGCUUCAAGAGGAGUAAAACAUGACUACGAUAUGUGGGCCACAGCAGCUAAUGAUUCUUCUUGGCAAUACAAAAACUUAGUCAAAUACUUAAAUAGAAGUGUACGACACGUCGGUUCUAUAAGCAUGUAUCCACAGGUCAAUAUGGAACUGGGUGAUGGUCCAUACAUGGGUGAGGAAGGAAACAUAGGGAUAUCCCAAGACUACAGUACUGUUCUUGAUGAUUAUGUUGAAUCCUUUAAAGAACUGGGGAAUAAAAUAGUAAAAUAUCUUGGUGGUGAACAUUCCAAGGGAUACGCUCGGGGAUUGCUCACCAUAGCAGAAGGAUAUAGGCAAAGCACAGCGUUUACUUACUUGUCACCAGUAAGAAAUAAUUCAAAUCUGUUUGUGUCAAGGAGAACCGUUGUUAAUAAAAUAGUUUUCAAUAGACGAAAGAAUGCUAUUGGUGUAAGAGUAUCAAUAGACGGUGGAGAAGAAAUAUUUUUAAGAGCCAAAAAAGAAGUGAUUGUCUCAGCUGGAGCUAUAAAGUCUCCUCAAUUACUUAUGCUUUCAGGAAUAGGUCCCAGAAAUCAUUUGAGAGAAAAGAACAUCACUGUAGUCUCCGAUUUACCCGUUGGUGAAAACUUUCAAGAUCAACAAGUCGUAACGGUUUUGCAUGCAGCAAGAAAGAUUAAAGAUCCUGGCGCAUUUAACUAUCAUCUUUACCCAUCGUCAUUUAUGUUAGGGUUUAGAUCAUUAAAACUGUGUUCUGAAACUCCCGAUUACGCUACUUACAACUUUAUACAAGAGAGAUUGGAGUUCAUACUUCAAUAUUGCGGACUUCCUUAUGAUUUUCAAAAUGAUAUAUGCGACCGAUCUUAUCGGCAAGUUUUGGGAAGGCAAAAUACUUAUACACAAAUUAUAAACUUAUACCCAAAAUCACGAGGCAAAGUGACUUUGAAUACUACAAACGCUGAUGAUGCUCCGUUAAUAGAAACUGGAUACUUUACUGAAGAAGAAGACAUUAAUAAUAUGGUGGAAUAUGUAAAAGAUUUCCUUCCCCUUGUGAACACGACUUACUUCAAGGAAGUGAACGGUCGUAUAGUAGAUCCAGUUGGAGACAAGUGUAGUAUGCAUGAAUAUGGUUCUGAUGACUACUGGAAGUGUUAUGUGUACUGCAUGGCUACGAGUAUGUGGAACUUCGGUGGUACCUGCGCCAUGGGCUCUGUGGUUGACUCCAAAUUGAAAGUCUAUGGAGUCCAGCGGUUACGGGUUGUCGAUGCCAGUGUGAUGCCGACUGUUGUUGCUGGUGGCAGUUACUUGGCCACAGUCAUGAUCGCUGAGAAAGCAUCCGACAUGAUUAACGCGGAUCAUCGUAGUGAUUAAAAGUUUUUUGGUCCUUGUGGGAUUAGAAGGUCUAGGUCGAGGUCUAUCUGUGUUUGUUUCAAAAUUUUGAACAAUUGUUGUUUGAAAUUGAAAUUGGUUUGGUUUUUGUAUUUCAAAUAAAUUUAUCUUUCUUUCUCUACAUAUUAAACUUGAGGUGUAUUUUGGUAUAUAAUGAAUUAUCUUUCUUUUUAUGAUCGUAGACAAUAAUUCUUGGUUUGAUAUUCGAGUUAAAUUUUCUGGUGGGUUACUGAACUCAUGUUUUAUUUAUUUUUACUAGUAAAUUUUCAACUUAUCGCAACAAUUAAUUAGUGUUAUCGAGACAUCCAACCAGCCACAAGAACUAGGUGAUGCAUUUUGGCACCAAGUAGUUACACAUGCUUUGUUGUUAUUGCUAAGUAUAUUGACAAACAGAGAGAUAGACCAAUGGUAAAACGGACUUACUGAUGA